AUCGCAGGCGGCGGGCGGCCACCGCCUCCAUUUAAGGAGGGGAGAACGGUGCGGGCGGCAGUUGCUGUGGUUUCCGUGUUGAGGUGGCUUAGUUUUUACGGGAGCUGAAGUUCACGGACGCAGCGUCGCGUGUCCAAGUCCAGCUGUCUGUGGCUACCGAUCGGGAGGUCAGGAGCGCAGCGUCCUUUCUUCGGACUAGGGCCAGCUCCCUGUUUUCCCUUCGCCACUUGGUGCCAAUAUUUAGGUCGUCUUCGGCGCGGCUGAGGAGAAGGCCGCGGGCGAGAUGUUCAAGAACACGUUCCAGAGCGGCUUCCUUUCUAUCCUCUACAGCAUUGGCAGCAAGCCCCUGCAAAUCUGGGACAAAAAGGUACGGAAUGGCCACAUCAAAAGAAUCACCGAUAAUGACAUCCAGUCCCUGGUGCUAGAGAUUGAAGGAACAAAUGUCAGCACCACAUAUAUCACAUGUCCUGCAGACCCAAAGAAAACAUUGGGAAUUAAACUUCCCUUCCUUGUCAUGAUUAUCAAAAACCUGAAGAAAUAUUUUACCUUUGAAGUACAGGUACUAGAUGACAAGAAUGUGCGUCGGCGGUUUCGGGCAAGUAACUACCAGAGCACCACCAGGGUCAAACCCUUCAUCUGUACCAUGCCCAUGCGGCUGGAUGAUGGCUGGAACCAGAUUCAGUUCAACCUGUCAGACUUCACUCGGCGGGCAUAUGGCACAAAUUACAUUGAGACCCUCAGGGUGCAGAUCCAUGCAAACUGUCGCAUCCGACGGGUUUACUUCUCAGACAGACUCUACUCAGAAGACGAACUGCCAGCAGAGUUCAAACUGUAUCUCCCAGUUCAGAAUAAGGCAAAGCAAUAACUGGAAUGCCACUCAAGGGAUAGACCCUGGAUGUGACUCUUAGUUUAAAAAGGAAACUAUCUGGAGGACAAUGCAAAAAACAAAUAUUUAUAUUAGUUCACUGUGCUCCAGUUCUUUUACCUACUCCUUGGCGUCCCUGGUUGUGGCUACCAGUGACCGUGCCAUGCAUUGAUGAGGCUGGAAUUGUGGGCACUGGCUGUUUUGACUUUGACUAGAGGUAAAAACACAGUGCUGAAUUCGUCAUUACUGUUGCUGCCUCCUGAGAAGUUAAGUGACAAGGAGCACUGUUCUCCCGCAUCCUUAUCCUCCAGAGUGUGCUCUGGUCGUCAGGACCUGGCACUUAGGUGGGUUCAGUCAAGACGACUUUGCCUUCCUCUUCCUGCUAACAGCUGCACUGGAGCCGCCUUCACCGUGGAUGCUGCCCCUCUCCUUGGAGAGUCACCAUCGUUCAGCAUCGCAGAGCACCCAUCAGCCCAGGAAAUUCCAAGGAAUUUAGGAGCUAUGUGCCAGGAACUCAGAGGAAGACCAAAGGUCAGUGCUGGAGAAGGUCCAGGGCUCAUCUGCAUCGAAAUGGGUGUCCCCGCCCAGACCAGGGCCAGGGAAAUAGGCGUGGGCCAGAAAGCCACCUGUGCCAUCAAACGGUGAGCUGUCGCCGUGGAAGCCAGAGGCAAAGAGUACCAUGAUGUCGGCCUCCUUCUGCCGCCGCAGCCGGAUGUCCUCAUAGGGUACCUCCUGGAAGACCAGGGGCGUGGCCUGCUCCCACACGCGGAAGGCCCGACGCACCGCCUCCAGCGAGUGGUACCAGCCCAGCUUCUCCGUGUAGUUCUGGAUGCUGCAGGUGGGCACGGGGGCCCCUGCUGCUUCUGCUCCAGUUAGGAAAGGGCACUAACAGGAGCACACGGUGGGGCCCCAGCGGCCAGCAUGGAGGCGCGGGCAGAGACUGGAGCAGAGAAGCCUGGGGCUGCGGCGCCACAGUCAGACCUGAAGGUCAAAAAGCAGAAUUCCAGCUGACUCCUACCCCUUUUUCUGCUCUCCUGCUGAGCUGCCAGAACCAGCUGAAUCAUCUGUUGAGACUUGAUGGUUGCUAAUUGCUGUACUGUAGGAUCCACAGACAUUUGAUGAGAGGAAUACCUUGAAGAUAAAUGGAAAGAUGAAGGUUAGAGGCUGAAUUGGUCCUUGUGCCCAACUUUGGAGACCUUCAGGGAUCUACCAGAAGUCCCAGGACCUGUUGUCCUUCCUCAGUGGGUGGUGUCAGCGCGACGGCGGUGAUGCACACACUUCUUCGUUCACAGCUCGAACCUUCCUGGUUAUGGCAGAGAUGUCAGGUAGAUUGCUGAGGACAAAGGUGCAGCAGUUGCUUCCAACCACUGUACACGUGCCCCCUUUUUGGGUCGUAUCAAGGGCAAUGCAGAGCACAGGCUCCGGAUGCGCAGGCUCAGCGGCCAUGGCUCACGGGCCCAGCCGCUCCGCGGCAUGUGGGAUCCUCCCGGACCGGGGCACGAACCCGUGUCCCCUACUUCGGCAGGCAGACUCUCAACCACUGUGCCACCAGGGAAGCCCGUGGAAGGUGGAUUCUUAACCAUUGGACCACCAGGGAAGUCCAGGAAAUUUCUUGAUGAUGGCAUGUAAUUCUGAGAGAGACCAAGGUUUAAAUGUUCUCUUUUCUGUUUGCCUCCCUUGAGAAUGGGUAACAACCACACCCUGAGCUUCAUCUACAAGAGGUGGGGAUCUGGAGAACCUUACAGUUUCAGGGAGUUGAGGGGCUGGGGUGCCGCUGGUGAAGGACGUUCUGGGAGAGAGGGACAGAUAUCAUGGAGAGCUGGGAGGGGAACUCCGGGGCACUAUGAAGGUGUCUAGGUUUCCUGGGUCAGAAAACAUUUUCUUUUUAAAUAUUUAUUUAUUUGGUUGCGCUGGGUCUUAGUUGCGGCAGGCGGGCUUCUUUAGUUGUGGCUUGCAGGCUCCUUAGUUGUGGCAGGCAGGCGGGCUCCUUAGUUGUGGCAUGUAAACUCUUAGUUGCGGCAUGCAUGUGGGAUCUAGUUCCCCUACCAGGGAUCGAACCUGGGCCCCCUGCAUUGGGAGCGCAGAGUCUUAACCACCACGCCGCCAGGGAAGUCCCAGAAAACAUUUUCUGAAGACAUUAUUUAAGAACUUCAAUAGUUUGAAUGAGGUUUGAAUCAUUUAGCUGUUUUCGGCCUCUUCAUACCGAGUGAAGAAAGUGGACCACUGUGCAUCAGAAAUUUUAGUUCCCUUUUGCCCUAGGGCUUCCCCUUGGGUGGACUAAUUUGAGCAGAUCCCAGGAGCCCCAGAGGGGCUGUGUUAGCUUAAGAGAGUUUGUGGUCAAGUUUUGCCAACAAAAGCAGACAGUACUAGGGCCGUAGAAGCAUGUGGCCAGCAGGAGUCUGAGGAGAGUUCCCGGUGAUUAAGAAGCCCCCAUGUUCUUGACUAAUAGUGCCUUUACACGUACGAACAGAAAAACAUGGGAUUCUAACCCAGCCUGUCCCUUACAGGGACCAGCCUCGUACCAACAGAAAAGCCUAGGACUCUGACCUAGCUUGUUACAGAGAAACCCAGGACUCUAGCCUGGCUUUGGCUUGUCUAGGGCUCUAACCCAGUUUCUAGAGUAUACUCUGAGUCCUAAGAAUCAAGAUCUGUCCUCAUUCCGCGUCAAUGGACAUUUAUCCAGAGCACUGGGUUUUGGAGUCGGCCUCACCACUGGAUCCCCAAACCAGCAAGCAGACCGGAGACAAAACGUGUAGGUAGGUGUGCCCUGUGAGGCCUGGCUGUCGCAUCUGAGGAUUCAGUGGUGGUUCUGAUCCAGAUCUGAAUCAUGGCACCAAAAACUGUUCAAGAGAACUAGAGCUGGACAGAGGUUAAAGUAGUAAAGAGACAUUUUAUUCAGAAAGACUAUUGCAAUAGGGGGAGAGUGAUUCAGUUAGAUAUAUGUAUAUCUAACUGAAUGUAGCCUCAGUCACCCAGCUCUAAACCACCACCCCCAUCUCACCUCUAUCUUUUCAUCUAGCCCCUAACCUCCCCGCUUUUUUUCCUGGAGUCUUUUGAAUUAAAGCCCAGACACCUCAUUUCACAGCACAGUUUCAUUCUGAGACCCUGCUGUGGCGUGAGAGGUUAUACAAACAGCUCUGGAUCCGAAGCCAGGCCAGGGGUUCCUGCCCAGCACGAAUUUACUCACUGGGCAACCUUGAGCAAGUUAUCUCCCUUCUUUGGGUUAGCCUCCUCAUCUGUUAAAGGCAGAUUCUGGCUCAGGUAGAGACUGAGAUCCCUCGCUCAGGAAAGGAAAGGCACUGUGGGCUGGAGCCAGGCCCAGAGACCCCACCCCCACCCCUGGCGCCCCCUGCGGGCCCCCUGGGCUUCUGGUACCAAGACAGGGAAUAAACAAACAAGCCGAGGUAAUUUCCCGCUUCCUUGGAAACAAAGCUGGGGUGGUCUGGAGAGGGCUGUGGAGACAAGGGAGAGUGCCAGGUGGAAAAGGGCCAAACAGGCCGAGAGAUGAUGAUUUCUCUGCCCUGCGGGGAACAUCUGAGGACACCGAGGCCAGAUGUGUUGAUUUUGCACCCUCCCUGGUGUGAUAAGAUCCCCCUCGAGAGCGUGUCUUUAUUCCGAGCCAGCCUGCCGAGGGGUGGACCCCAGCCUGCUCUGGUCUUGCCUCCUGUCUCCGGAGCACAUCUCCUCUUAUGGAAGAGCCCCAGCUGCUCUUGCACUGUCAGCGCGGCGCCCGUGAACGCACCCUCUCCAGCUGCACUCUCAGUGUCUGGGUGCCCGCCAAGCCCUGCCGCCUGCUGCCCCUCCCCGCUUGGUGGAUCUCCUGCUUCCUUCCUCUAUCACCACCUUCCAUCCUCUCUUGAAGAGCCGGUUAUUGAUCUUGGCCCAUUUAUCAAAGUCGCUGUACUCUAAUUCCAUCCGUGCCACAUCUUCCCCCAGGGGCCUGGCCGGCCAGUCUGUCCUCCUGGGUUUGUUAAUGGUGAUGCUACAUGACAUGGGGGCCCCUCCCAGGAAGAGCGAGUGCCUGAGAUGCAGGCUCCAUGUCCCUGAUGAGGAAGAUCAGGGGGUCUGUGCCCACAGAACCCGCCUUGUUGGAGGCUUGCCUCCAUCCUGAGGUUGGAACCUGUAGGAAUUUCGGUGGCUUUACUUGUAUCUCCCAGUAUGAGAUGUGCGAAGGUUGGGGAUGGGGAUUCUUCUCUGCACCCUGUCUGCUACCACCAUCCCCCCGCAUCACUGCGAGUAUCCAGAGGGCCAGAGGAGUCUGAUUCACCCAACUGCCCAGGUCAGGGACUGGCACAGAGCAGGUGCCAGUAAGUGCUGGCUGCACAGAUUUGCCAGGAAGGAUGGCCGGCUUCUCCCUCUCCAGCCCGCGUGACCGCAAAAGCCAGAAGAACUGACUGGCCAGUCCUAGUUGAAUCAGCAGCUCAAUGCAGAGGGCUUGGGGAAGAAGGGCACAGAGUGUGAUCUCCUGGGUCUCUCAGCAUGGCGAUGGGGAGCUGGCCUCAGGAAGCGCAGAUGGGAGGCACAGUGGGGGCCAGAGCCACAGGCCCCCUCUCCCCACAUCUUUCCCUUGGGGGCUCGGGGUGGAGUAGGGAGAGCAGGCCUGGCAGGCUGCAAAGGGCAGCAUUGAGGUUAGGGCCUUACCUGACUUCUCAUGUGACCCCAGGCAAGUCAUGGAACCUGCUUUUCUGGAAAAGCAGAAUAAUCAUUCCAACCCAGUUUACUUUUCAUGGGUUCUUGGGAGGAACAGCUGAGAGGGUCCUAGAAAGGACUCAGAAGUGUUAUAGCAGGAUCGCGUCUAAAUGUCUGUGCUUACGCCCUGGUCUAGGUGUGGUGUGUGCGACCCUCUGGCCAGCAGGCCUGGCAGGCCAGGUGACCCCACCCUGUACUGAGGGACCCUGUACUGAGGCAUCGCUAAGGCCUCUCCCAGCCACCUUAGACGUCGUAACAGAGACUCCCGAGAGCACCGCCAAACUGUGAAGCAGGCUGGGGAAGAUGGGGGCAGAGGAAAGUCAUCUUUGCACCUAGUUGAAAAGAAGUGGUCCAAAACAAAAUCCAGAAUAAAAAUUGCAAUUUUUAUUUGCUGAACCUAAUUUUAAGCUAAAACAUCAAAGUGUCUCUUCCUCCAUCACUAGAAAUCAGAUGGCAACUGGUACUUUGCUCCCCGAGAGGGCUCGAAGAAGAACAAAAACCCCUGUGCAGCCCCUGGCCUUUCCUCUGCAGCCCCUGGGGUUGCCCGCAGGCCACAGCAGGCAGCUGGAGGCAGGAGAAAGAGAACUCUGCCUGGUGAAGGCUCCUCUCUGCUUCUUUGGGAAGCUGAUGGGAAGCCAGAGGUCACAGAGCGUUGGAGGCCUGGCUUAAAGCCACCAGUCAGGCCAAGAUGAAACAUCUGCUCAAGUCUCCCCAGGCAUAACCACCACAGACCUAGAACUAGGAAGCCCUGGCUGCCCUCUACUGGUGAUUUCUGGGGAUGAUCGCAACGCAGCAGCACCCAACCUGCAACCCCAAAAGGGCCAAAAGAGAACCAGCUCCCGGGGAGGACCAGAAGCGGCUGCACAUUUGGCCGGGCCUCCCAGUGGUGGGACUGGCAGCGUCCCCAUCAGUCUGAGUGGGUUCCUCCAUCUCUGCCUGGCUGUAGAGGGCGGGGCCCAGGACAACGAGGGCCUCUGGUGCUCACUUCAGAGGCAUCGAGAAGAAUUUGUUCCCAGACUUGCAGCGGAUCUGCUCGGCGUGCGCACGCAGCAACGUCUCGGAGUCUUCAAACUCACCCACGAUUUCCUUAAACCAGGAGAGGACCAUCACGUUAAGGGGAAUCAGGGACCCCGAGGGCACUGCAAACAAAGCCAGCCUACUGAAAUCCUUCAGAGGUUAGGCCUGUUCGGGGGAGGCUGAGGGCCACGCAGGCGCCAGGCUCUCCAGGUUACCUUGUCUAAUCAGCUCUGCAGUCUUGUGAGGUCAGUCCUAUCAUCCCAACUUUGCGGGUAAGGAAAUGGAUGCUCAGAGCCCUGGACCACAGAAUCCAAUAAAACCAGGCUUGGGACCUGGGUCUACUGGAGCCUGAGACCGGAGCUCCUUGCUGCCUCCAGAAUGAUUAGACCAAGAGCAGAUGUGGCUACUUGAUGAUGGCCCACGGGCUGUGUCCCGUCUGCACAUGUGUUGUCUGGCUCGCAAAAUGUUUUCUUAAAAAAUACAUAUUGGUUGCCAGCAUUUGAAAAUAGAGGGAUUACCCACAAAAAUUAAGAUUUCUGGCUUCUCUUGAAAAACAGAAGUGCUUGCAACACGAGGUCCACAUUCCUGCAUGGCAGCUGCCUGCACCAGGGGUGAGUACCGGCUUCUCUGAGGGCACUGACGGGAAAGUGAAAGAUAUCCCCUACUUAUCACAAUAUGAGAAAGGCUGUGAGGGUGGACGUUCUUUAGACCUGGUGCGUUUCACUCAUUUCCAGCACCUGCCAGGCCCCUGGGAGCACCCGAGCCUUUGACCUCUGGGUGAGGGUCUAGGACUUCAGGGGAGGCCCGCAGCAUCCUCUCAGAUUAGUGUUCUAGGGCAGGGCUUCUCAAAUUUUAACGUGCACACAAAUCCCUAGCGAUCUUGUUAAAUUCUGAUUUCUUAGAUCUGGAUUGGGGCUUGAGUGAGUGUUGCUAAUAAGUUCCCAGGUGGUCUGGGACUGCACUGUGAGGCGCAGGGUAAGGUGUUGGGGUCUCUGGCUAUGCCAGUUACUUCCUAUGCCAGGAUUCAGGUUUGCAUGCCUAAUCCUCAGCGCCUGUCAGCUCCCCUCCAUCCCCCAGCUUCUGGGGUUCAGCACCUUCCAUGCUCCUGCCCUGGGAAUUCACCUGUAGUUCCCGCAGGCACUGCCCUUCCAGCUGGAGACGUGCAUCACCCACGCACCAGGCCAGACUGAUGUGGAAUGAGGGGUCCUGCAGAGGAACGGCGGGGAGACAGGCGGUCACCUGGAGGUCGUGGCAGGCGCAGACAUCAAAGCAGCUCUGUGACAGAGUUGUCACGGUAUCCCUGCUGCAUCCCUGACCUGAUUCAUGGGAGACUAGAUCCUCAGUGUUGAUCCCAAGCACCCUCCACAGACAGAUAAAAUAGCCCUGGAUUGGUCCCUGCUAUGGACUGAAUUGUGUCCCCCAAAUUCAUAUAUUGAAGCCUUAACCCCCACUGUGAUGGUAUUUGGAGAAGGGGCCUUUGGGAGGUAAUUAGGUUUAGAUGAGGUCCUAAAGGUGGGGCCCUCAUGAUGGGAUUAGUGCCCAUAUAAGAGACGGCAGAGAGCUGCUUCCUCUCUCUUUCCAUCAUGUGAGGACACAGUGAGAAGACGGCCAUCUACAAGCCAGGAAGAGAGGCCUCAACAGAAACUGACCGUGAUGGCACCUUGGUUUUGGACGUCUAGCCUCCAGAACUGUGAGAAAGGUCUAAGAGCCCUAGCAGGGCCGUCUUCAUCUGCUGCUGCCAAGGCUACGGACCCCCAGGCUGUGGCGCCCAGGCUUGCCGGCCUAGCUCCCAUGUCGGACUCUUUCUCCAGGGCUUCCCUCUCUGGCACUUCCCUCUCCCUCCCUCUCUCACGCCUCCCCGCCCAUCUUCAGUCCACUCGGCCAGGAACCGCUCCCGUCAAAGCUGCCAACCACCUGUGUUCCUGAACUCAGAUACUUGACUCCUCCCUCCCUGAAGCCCUUUUUUCUCUUGGCUUCCAAGAGACCACCCACCACACAGUCCUGGUGUGACCCCACCUCUGGCCUCCUGUCCAGUCUCCUCUGCCGCUCUCUCCUUUCCAGCCUCUAAAUGGUCAGGGGCUGCAGAGCCGGCGACGCCUGCCCUCCCCCGCAGGCUGAUCUCACCCAGCCCUGCUUUCAGUAUCACACAGCCCGAUGGCUCCCACAUUUCUAUCUCCGGCUGGCACCUCUCCUGUAUACCCACUUGUGUGUGCGACUCUUCCACCCGGGGGUCUCACAGGCGGCAAAAUACACCAGGUACAAAGCAGAACUUCUCAUCUUCCUCCCACAGGUGUUUCCCAUCACAGACAACGGGGCCAUUUGUCUAUAUUUACCUAGCUGUUCAAACCCCAAACCCAGGAAUCUACUUUGAUUCUUCCCCUUACUGUGCACAGACCCAACCCACUGGUAACUCCAGUUGAUUCUACCUCCAGUAUAUCGGGAAUGUGUCUGCUUCUUGGCUCUUCCACUGCCAUCGCCCUAAGCCAGGCCACCACUGGCGCCUCACCUGUCUCCUGUCUGCUCUCCCUGCAUCCAACCUUGCUCUUUUAGAUCUUUUCUCCACUCAGGAGCCACAGACACAGACAAGAUAGGGCCGGACUGACGUUUACAAACGUAAAUCGGAUCACGUCUCUGCUUAGAUCCCUCCGAUGGCUUCUGUGACACUGAAAAUCCAAACUCCUGACCUUGACCUUGAAGGCCCUGCGGGAGUUAACCCUGCCUGACUCAUCUCCUCACACUCUCCCACGUGCUCCCCAAGUUCUGCUUCACUGGCCUCCUCCAACAUGCCAGGCUCUUUCCUCCUCAGUCACCUCCUUGGCUGUGUCCUCUGCUUGGAGGCUCCUGGGGUAGCUCUUCCCAAGGCUGAUUCCUUCUUGUCCUCAUGUCGCCAUCAAAUGCCACCUUGCUAGCGCCCUCCUCGGCCACUUGCUCCAGACUAUCGUUUCACACGAUAGUUAUUAACGAUCUCAUUUCCUUGUUUAUUGUCUGUCUCCCCUGCAGAAUGUGAGAUCCCACAGAGCAGAGACUAUGCCGACCUUUUCACUGCUGAUCUGUAGUGUACAGCAAGUGCCUGGCACCGGGAGGUGUUUAACAAGUUUGUGCAGCAUAGAAUGAAUGAAUGAAUGAGCGAAUGAGUACUCUUCUCAGAGGUGCUGAGAGCAGAAGGCAGCUCAGAUCCAGUGAGUGGAUCUGACAGGGAGGCUUGCUUUGAAGCCUUGAUAACAACAGUUUCUUCUUAUGUUCAUCUCAUCCUUGAAUGCUUUUAUAAAACUUGUUUUGUUCAUCUGAGCUUCACAACUGCCCAAUGAUGGAUGCUUGGAAAUGGGACAGGAUGUGAUGGAUGAUGUGACAGCUUGGAAAUGGCAGGUCACAGAGGUUGAAGGUUAACAAAAACCAAUUCUGAUCCAGUCUAAGCAACAAGAACAUUUCCGUGUGCCUGGGCUGAGCUUGGGGAUCCUCAUACAACUCUGCGAGGCAGGUGCUAUAAUGACACCCAUUUUACAGACACAGAAACUGAAGCUUGGUGAGGCUGAAUUUGCUACACAUCAGGGAUCUGUGUAACACCUCAUCAGAAGAAAGGACUCUGCAGAUAAGACCAGGAGUAGAAAACCACCACCUGGAUGGCUUCUUAGGCUCCUACUGGAACCAACAUUCAGAGGAUCCAGAGGAGGAUUUCUGGGCUCUCUCUCUCCUGCUCAGUGAUUCAACAAACACCCAUUUGAUGCCUAUAGUGAGCAAAGCACCUGGACAAAAGCUGUGGGGUAAUUCAGAGAGCAGCCGCAUUCCUGGCCUGCAGGAACUUGGGCUCCAAGCGGGAGAUGGGACAUGGGGAUGACUGAGUAUGGAUAUGAGGAUGAGUGGAACAAGCACUGGGGUGUAGACAAGCACAGGACAGCAGGGUCCCUGGGCCUGAAGAAUUCUGGAGGAGAUACCAAUUGGGACAGCCUCAGUGAAGGAGCAGUGCUUUGAUCUGGCCAAGUCUCGAAGGAGGGGCAUUUCUAGUGGAAAGAAGAGGUAUGAAAUAGUCAAGGGAAAAGAAGCCUAGGCUGGCAGAUAAAACCAGAGUGGGGGUGAGCUCUGAUCGUUCGCCAAGUGCCACGUUGAGGGUAUGCGUGAUCUCAUUCACUCUCACAAGUCCCCCUCUGAGGGAGCCACCACCACUCCCCUGACCCGCACACAGGUAAGGCUCGGAGGCUUCCAGAGCUUACGUGGCACGCCCAAGGGCACAUGGGAUGAAGCGCGCAGCAGGCGGCUCUGGGAGAUGUUCGGUGUGCUAACCUUUAGGUUUGCCUGCUUGAAGGGGUAGUGCAUCCCACAGGUCCAUCCCCACAAGAGCUCAGGACAGGAAGAGGAGCCUUGAAGGGGAGGGAGAUGAGGGGCAGAGGGAAGCACUGGGCACUCACCUCUGGAAGGAGGCCACGCGGUCUUUCAGAGCCUGCACGAAGGGGAGGAUCCAGUGAUGGCGCAGAACCACGCUCUGGGACAGGCUGAGGUGGAAGGCCUCCAUCCUUACCAGCCGGGGGACGUAUGUCUGUGCAUGGGGCAGCAGCACGUCAAGCAGGUCCAGGAACUCCUCCGGGGCUUCAUCUGGAGGGGAGGAGUGGAGAGGGUGGGCCAUUCUCUUAGCCAGGGCGGCAUGGCUGGAUGAAGCCCAGAAGGCGGAGAAAGGCUUUUGAGAGUAGCCUAUGUCUAUGUAUUUCGAAUAAUACUUUAAUAUGCAUUUAUGGCUACAGAAGUAACACAUACAUGCUCUUUGAAAAGAAUUCAAGUGAGAAAAGAAAUAUGUGACAGAGAAAGUAGGGGCCCCUGAUAUCCUACCACGUACAGCAGUGGUCUCCAAACUACUGUGAUUGCACAGGCCCUUAGUCAACCAAGCUUGCCCACAUACCCACAAUAAAUGUGUAUUUAUUUCUAAAUUACAAACAUGUGCUACACUGCAAAAUUGUGUGUGUUAUAAAAUGCACACUUGGAACAACAGAAAUUUUAAAAGAUGAGAUAAAGAGAAACACAUUAAAAGGUUUUAAUAC
Molecule: messenger RNA, 11598 nt
Organism: Globicephala melas (long-finned pilot whale)
Lineage: Eukaryota; Metazoa; Chordata; Mammalia; Artiodactyla; Delphinidae
Gene: CFAP20
Product: cilia and flagella associated protein 20
Biological process (GO): cilium assembly; positive regulation of cell motility; regulation of cilium beat frequency involved in ciliary motility
Cellular component (GO): ciliary basal body; motile cilium
Source: RefSeq, a predicted model, not a curated record